GUUUAGUUUCAAAUCGACCGUCGCAGCUUGUACACGACACGGCUGGAAAUUAUGGGAAAACUAGUGCUGUACGGCUUGGACCCGAGUCCACCUGUGAGGGCCUGCAAACUGACGCUGGAUGCACUGCAGCUUCAGUACGAAUACAAGCUGGUUAAUCUACUUGCUGGCGAGCACAAGACCAAGGAGUUUAAGCUGAAGAAUCCCCAGCACACGGUGCCCAUGCUGGAGGAUGAUGGAAAAUGUAUUUGGGAGAGCCACGCCAUCUGCGCCUAUCUGGUGCGGAAGUACGCCAAGGACGAUGUCCUGUACCCCAAGGACUUCUUCAAGCGCGCCGUUGUGGAUCAACGCAUGCACUUUGAAUCUGCUGUACUUUUCCAAAACUGCAUCAGGAAUAUAGCCCUUCCGCUGUUCUACCGCGAUGAGACGGAAGUUCCUCGAUCCAAGAUCGACGCCAUCUACGAAGCCUACGACUUUUUGGAGGCCUUCAUUGGCGCCGAGCUGUACCUGUGUGGAGCCGGCAUAACCAUAGCAGAUUUUAGUGUGGUAUCGUCUGUGUCCAGCUUGGUGGGCCUGGCACCCAUCGAUCCGAAGCGCUAUCCAGGACUUAGCGCUUGGUUAGGCCGAAUGGCCGGACGAGACAACUACCGGUCUAUCAACGGCAACGGCGCACAGAUGUUGAUUGACAUGUUUAAUGCUAAAAUCACAAAGAUCGUGUGACCUUCAGAGCUGAAAGCUUAUCUGCCAAGGUUAAACAUGCGACGAGGCACUCACUUAAUUAUACAAUAAAUAAGAACGGUUAGUGAAUAUCGCAGCAAUAUUCUAAAUCCAAUUUAUGGUGCAUACUCGUACAUAUGUUUGUGGUUAUGUGGGCCCUUUUACGACAAAGAUAUCACAUCUUAAAGAUAAAGACAAACUGGUUUAGAAAUGAUUUAGGACAAAGUUCUAUGUACUUAUUCGAAGGUUUGGAUUAUUUAAACAAUUAUUGCACAAGUAGUUGGAGGCCAAUAGAGGGCCCUCUCUCGUUUCAUGUGGACUGCUGCAGAGAGGAGGCCUUAUUGAACAUCUUAAAAAUGUCAGUAAAUAAAGCAUUUGAAUAUUGGCUCUCUCCCA
Molecule: messenger RNA, 1110 nt
Organism: Drosophila obscura
Lineage: Eukaryota; Metazoa; Arthropoda; Insecta; Diptera; Drosophilidae
Gene: GstE9
Product: glutathione S-transferase 1
Exons: 1
Coding region: 52-717 (221 amino acids)
Biological process (GO): glutathione metabolic process
Molecular function (GO): glutathione transferase activity
Source: RefSeq, a predicted model, not a curated record